Molecule: messenger RNA, 10383 nt
Organism: Anolis carolinensis (green anole)
Lineage: Eukaryota; Metazoa; Chordata; Lepidosauria; Squamata; Anolidae
Gene: shisal1
Product: shisa like 1
Exons: 2
Coding region: 9083-10069 (328 amino acids)
Source: RefSeq, a predicted model, not a curated record
UCACAUUUAACCAGCAACAGGUACUGAAAAUAAAAUGUCGCAGAAAACCCGAAGAAUGCCAUUUCCCAAAUCAGUCACGAAAUUAAGGAGCAAACAAAUCAUUCUCUCUGCUCAACAAUUUCAAAGAAAAACAUUUUGAUGUGCCUCAAGAUGGGAGAGGUAAGAUUGCAGUCCAAGACGAGCAGCUUUGUCCAACAAGGAGGAGAAAUGACUGAACAACUUAGAAAAACUCAGAGGAGAUGGCGAUUGAUCUAGUCGUUUGGUGAGAAGACAGAAUGCAAGCAAUGCCUUGAGAUAAAGAACAGCUGUCAUGAAAGAAGACAAAUGUAUUUGAGGGAAGGCUUACAGCAAUGAAAAACAAGUUGCUCCAGUGGGAAUCCAAGUGGAAAGUGGACAUAUACUACAAUGUGAACCUUAGGUAGUUAUCAUUUCUUUGCCUCCCUCAUCCAUUAAAUUGCCAUUUAAGCCUAACUCUUAAGUGUCAAAAUAAUAAAUGCAACUUUUUUCCGAAGUUCUCUUGUGAAUACAGUCACAAUAAGGUAGAGAGCAGCAUUUUAAAAUAGUUUUUCCUCACUUUUGGAACCCAGGAACCCAGGAAGGGAGAACGGCACCCAUUUUAAAUCAUGUAACUUUCCCAUAUUGAUCCAUGGCAAGAUAACAAGCGUUGGCUUUGUGUUUGUGAGCAAACCACAGCAGCUUGUCUUGUCUGUGCCGAUGUGGAAUUUGAAGGAGAAUAUCUCUCCCAUCAAGACUCCAACCAGAAAAAAAGACACCUGUAAUAAUACAAAGCAAUAAAAUAGAUGUUCUCCAUUAAAUAAGGUCAUAGUUUAAUUCUGCUGUUCUGAGCUAUCGCUUGCCCAUACACUGGCCUUAAGAAUUACCUGCCCCUCAGGAACUUUAUGACAUCCUUACAGAGCAGGUCAGCAUUGAUACUCAUGCUGAGGAUUGUGGCAAUACUUGGGUAUUGUGCACUUUGAAAAAGCUAGACAUUUUUCAUGGAAGGGUCUAUCAUUUGAGAACCUAGUGUGUUUUUUAUCGGUCAUUCUUACACAAUCCUAUUAGGCACCCUAAAUUAUGUAGAGCAAAGAACACAAUGCUGCAACAUGACAAAUCCCUAUUGAAAAGACAUGUUGUUUUUGUUUAGAUAUUCUUAGAUCUUCUCUAGCAAGAAAGAUAUUUGGCUUUGUGGCUUUGAAAAAUCGGUUGUUUGCUGGCAGUAAUUAAUACAGAAUAGAAGAAAGUGUUGGUCGGGGGAUGGGAUGUUUACAUACAUGUCCAACUCAUCUUUUUAUGGUUGGCCCAUAAAGAACUGCCUGUUGCCAUAUCUGAAGACUAAUCCCUCCCAUUUUUAAAUAGAGAUUAAAUUUAGUAUACAAAGAUGUUGCUGAUUAUUUCUAAUCAGUUUGAUACCCCAGUCCUACAUUGCUGGCCAUGUGCAUUUUUUUACUACAGUGUUCCCUCACUUAUCGCUGGGGUUAGGUUCCAGGACCACCCGCAAUAAGUGAAAAUCUGCGAAAUAGGGACACUAUAUUUAUUUUAAUAUUUAUACAUUACUUUAAUAGUUAUACACUAUUUGAAGUCUUUAUCAACCAAUCGUGUGUUGAUAAAUUGCCUCCUUCUCCUCCUGUUGCCACUUGGGCUCCUUUUCUCUCCCUUUGGCUUCUCCUUCCUCCCUUCCUUAGGAUGUAAAUUGUAAUUUUUUAUGAUUUAUAAUAGCCUUUUAGAGUUUAUCGAAAAACCGUGAAACAGCGAAUCCGCAAAAAGUGAACUGCGAAGUAGUGAGGGAACACUGUAUACCCAUUCUCUCUCCUAACCUUACUCUUCUCCCUUCCACUGGCCUUUGCCUCUUACUAUGGCUACAUUCUACUCAGUCCUCACUGUCCUUAAGCUACUGUCCUUUCAAUCCUGUGGCUCCAACUUUAAUAGACCCAUACAUCUUCUGCUUCACAUAUUCUAUGUUUUUUGGAUUCUCUGGUUCAGCCAAUCUCUGCCAGAGGCUUUGCUGUUGCUCCUCUUCCCACAGGAAUAGGGAGCAUGUAACCCUCCAGUGUGGUUUGGAGUGCGACUCUCGUCAUCCAUCACUGUUGACUGUGCUGACAAGGACUGAUGGGAGUCACAAUGAAACAACAUUUGGACCACCACAUGUUUUUCAUUCCAAAAUUAACUGCAAAUCCAUAUUAUCGUGUCACCUUAGGUGUAAAAUAGAUGCCAGCUGCUGGGCCAGAAUCCCAACCUAGGAUUUAGUGAGUCUGUUUCAAAGAGGCAAGAAGACAGACAAGAGGAAAGAAUGUCUCUCUCCCUUUUUCAUGACAUCUUCCAAGGGGAUCAUGGGCAGCACACUAUUGAUGAAGUUUAUGCCUGCAUAUGUACAUGUCUGGACUAUGUAAAAGGAGGCACCCAGUACCUUGUUCUGCAAGCAGAGGCGGUCCACCGGCGAGGCCAAUUAGGUGUUCACCUGUGGCGCAUUAUUACCGGGGGUGCUGUCGAGGCACCCCCACGUGAGCCAGGAGUCCCGGCCCGCCUAGGCCACUCCAUGUGGCACCAGGAUGAAGCAAUCGCUCUGCACAGUGCCAGGCCAAAGCAAUUGCUCCGCGCAGCACCAGGCAAUCGACCGCAGAGACGGGUGGGCCUUCCAUGUCCACGGGGCCGAUUGGAAUUUCUGCGCAUGCGCACAAGCCCAUUGACCAUGCUUUUUGGGUGAUGGACCUGUACACAUGCGCAGGCCUUCCAAUUGGCCCUAUUGGAAGGCCUGCACACACGCACAGGCUCAUUGCCCAAAAAGCAUGGUCGAUGGGUCUGUGCAUGUGCGUAGACCUUCCAAUCGCCCCCGCAGAUGGGUGGCUGGGCCUUCCGUGUCCACGUGCGCCGCCGUGCGCUCUCUCCAGGGGGCUGCCGCCGCAUGUAUUUUUCAGUGAUUUGUUUGGGGGGGGGGCAAAAUUCUGGUCUCCUACUCCCAAAAAUUACCUCGGGAUGGCUCUGUCUGCAAGGCCCACCCUAAUGCUCAGCUGCAUCACCCAAUCCACAAAUCAAGAGUGGGUAUGUGCCCAAAUUUGUUCCAGGUGCUCUUGAUCAUUGACUGAGAAAGAAGUAGCCUUAUACCGGAGACAAGAAGGUACCUUCAUCUCUCCUGGCUCAAGAGCAAUGAGAACAAGCCCAGAUACACCCCCACAGUCAGUCAGUGGCCAGGUCAAUGAGGCUGUUCCCAGUAGCUUCUAGCAGUUGUAGACUGGGGAAGGUAGCCAACACCUGCCAGCUCUGAUUACUACACUGGGAAACUCCACCACUGCAAUGUAGAUUCUCAACACAUUUCCUUCAGCAAUCCUACAACUUCAUCACAUGGGGUUUUUUUAGUGUCCUAGAGCACUUCCUCCAGUCCAGCGAUAGGUGGGCAUGCUUCCGAUCCCACAACACUGCUGGACUUCCAGCAGAGGCUCCACAAUGGGAGUGGAAGCAUCCUAGGAAGCUUUCCUCCAAACACAAGAGCUUGCCUGUGUAGUGUUGGCUCCAAUGAUCCAUGCCAGCAAUGGGGGAAGUGUCACCUUGAUGAAGUGGCAGGCCGGGUGACAGAGUCGCCCCUCGUCCCUGCCAUUUUAGCACAGAGGCUGGCAAAACGGCACAGGGAGGGGGAGAGAAAAGUCUAUUGAGCCACCACAUUGCUUGUGCUAUAUUUUCCCAAAAGCUCUGUCAUGAACAGGGCUUUUGCAUACCCCACCGGAACCAGGGUCCUGGAAAUCCUUAGAAUAGCAUUGUUUCAUUUAAACAGCAAUUGAUGUAGCAUUCAAAUAAAAAUAGCCAACAGGUUUUCAAGAAGCCUUUGAGCUUCUUGUUUUCUAGAAAAAGACUCCUGGUAUUGUAUUGGCCUCAUUUUAAAUCAAGGAUGAGAGAAGAAAAGAAAUCACACUAUCAGAAAGGCAUCAAUGCUUUAGGUCCUGGACACGCAGGCAAAGUUUGGGCAAAAAGCAUGUUCUACUGUAUAUUGUAGAUCCUUUGGCCCCAUUUGUGCUGAUAUUUUCCCUCUGACUUCUAUUGGACAGACACAACACUAGAGUAGCAAUCCUACUCGUUCUCUUUCCUUUUCAUUCAGUCAGAAACAACACUUAUCAGAAGUAAUCAAGAACAUAUCUGUACCUUCAGUAGCUGCUUAGAAAAGGGAGUUUCAACCAGUGCUUUCAUGAAUAGUUAAGGAAAGCUCUCUUUCUUUGCCAUGUUAUAAGGGGCAAAGGUGUAAAGGUAGUCAAAGCAAAAUAAAAACGAACAUCACUCCAGUCCAAUUAUAGUUGCAGGCAACUUUGGAUUGCAGAUAUAUAUUCUCAUUAAAAUCUAUACCUAGGUAAGUAGGGCUUUAAUGAACCUCACAGUUGAGAGACACUGAACACUCUUUUUAAGUAAUGUAUUUCCCCACUGUUCAGAUCAAGGCUUCUGGAUCAUUAUGAAAACUGAAGAACCUGUACCCACCUACAGGCAACAAAAUGCCACCACAGAUUUAUUAGAAUCAUAGAAUUGAAAAAGAUCACAAGAGCCAUCCAGUCCAACUCCAUGUGGUGGAAGCUCCUUCUUUGGAAGCUUUUAAACAGAGGCUGGAUGGCCAUCUGUCGGGGGGUGCUUUGAAUGCGAGUUCCUGCUUCUUGGCAGGGGGUUGGACUGGAUGGCCCAUGAGGUCUCUUCCAACUCUACUAUUCUAUGAUUCUAUGAACAUAGAAUUAAAGCAGAUGGCCAUUCACCUUCUACUUAGAAACCCCCUGAGAAGAAGACGCCACCACAUUCAGAGGCAUCAUAUUCCAUUGUCAAACAGCUCGUUCCAUCAGGAAGUUCUUCCUCAUGUUUAGGUGGAAUCUGGACCUGCAGGAAACAAGUCUUCAGUGCGACAUCCUUUCAAAGGCCUAAAUCGAAUAGUUGUUCCCCACUAGAGUAGACCCCUGAAUUAUUAGGACUUUGAUAAGCUAAAACUUCAUAUAGUCCAUCCUAACUUGAACUAGAGGGAGAAGACUUGUUUUCUGCUGCCCUGAACACUGGGACUCAGAGCAAUGGGUUCAAAUUACAGAAAAGGAGAUUCCACUUGAACAAUAAGAAGAACUUCUGACUGUAAGAGCUGUUUAACAGUGGAACUCUCUGCCUCGGAGUGCUGUAGAGGCUCCUUCUUUGGAGGAUUUUAAAGACAGGCUUGAUGACCAUCUGUUGGAGUAUUUUGAUUGUAUUUUUCCUGCAUGGGAGGGGAUUAAACUGAAUGGCCCAUACAGUCUUUUCCAACUCUAUGAUUCUGUGAAAAUUUCAAGCCCUGGCCACACAAUGUUCCACAUCAAGAUAAUUGUUUCUGUGCAAAAUUUCCCAUAUCCCCUCUCUCCUUGCUAUAUUGUGUAAUAGCGCCUGUUGCCAUAUCACUGGAAGCUAUUAACAGUUGUGAAUGAUGGGGAGAAUAGGCCAGAGUGGCAAUUGUGUGGUUCUCCAGCUGUGGUUGAGCUGUCACUCAUGAGCAUUUGUCUACUCCUGAAAUGUAGACAAAGUCCAUUAUAUUGUCAGAAACAAGAGAAGCUGACAAAGACUAAAUGACCAAAGCAUUUUAAACCCAAAUCAAUCAUCAGGAAAAUCAGAAUAAAUUAGUAAAGCCAAGUAUUUGGCUGGCACAAUUCGUUCAGGGCUAGGAUUGCCCGCGCAUAUUUUAGUUCCCUUUUUUUAGUUUGAGAACAUACAAAUAUAAAAAUAAAGUUUCAUGAGAUUGCAAAAGCAGAAGGAUUCAUCAGGCAAUAUUACAUUUUCAUUUAAGCAGCAAAAUAUUAUUUUGCCUAAUAUAGACGGAAACAACGUUUUUUUCUGUACAUAAUCAUUUGGUUUUCUUCCAAAAACUAAUGCUUCAGAAUUGUGUGGGUUUUGAAAAUGAACUAUUUCAUUGUGAAGUUGAAAACUGUCACAGAGAUCUUUGUAAAAAGCUUGUGUUUAUGAAGGAAUUUGUAUUAGAUAAUGGUUUGUGUGACUCACUGUAUUUUGUAAAAGGUUGAUUUCCCUUUGGGAAUUGUGUGUAUUUAAUGAGCAGUUUUAUGCUUCUAGUUUGUGUAUGUUGUGACUGAUGUGCUUUCGACUCUCUGUAAGGAAUAGAUUGAUAUUUGAUAGAUACUACCUGGUUGAGAUUUUCAUAUUGCCUAAACUAUUUGCAUAUAUUGAUAAAAUCCAUAUUGUAAUUGAACAGUGUGCCAAUGGUCAGUAAUAAUAAAAAUAAAAUAGUCCUUUAUUUUAGCUGAAUUUUGGAUCACGACUGAGAUUAACGAGUAACCCAGCCUUAAAUUUAAUGUUGUAUAUAAAAAAUGGUUCAUGACAACUCAUCAUUUGCUGUUUGUAAUGUUUCAGAGUUACCAUCAAUAAAAAAUUAAUCCUUCCAGUAUAAUUUAGGACUCAAACUCCAGCUUAAAGAGAGUUACUAGACUAUAGAUCUUCUUUUAAAUGCACAUUGACAGGACUUUAGUUAAAGACUCAAUAGCCAUAUAUUUAUAAGCCCAGUGCAUCUGGUCAAGUGUGAUUAAAUAAAAACAUCAUGCACAAGGAUUGUGCAUAAAUGUGGUGUUGCAGCUUUCAAAUUCUAACUCUUCAAGACCCAACUCUUUGGAUCCAGGUCCAUUUCUAGUGCUUAUGGAUUUUUAUUACAUGAGACAAAGUGACAUUGCAGCUGGACUAUUAUCUUUGGCGGCAAUCCCUAUCACAGGGUACGGUGUGCAUCCUGAUGUCAGUUUGCUUAUUCCCUGUGACUUUCCGAUUCCUGGCUAUUAAUGAGUAGAACCUGUCAAGAACUCCCAAUCGUAUCAUGUUCUCAUCACCUCCCUUCCACUUCUGUGCCAACAUGCUGGCAAUAUCAGGGGGUAGAAAUCUCCCCACCUCUCUGUUCUCAAGCUGUUUUUCUUUCUUUAUUUUUCUAUGUUUUAUACUUAUUUUUUACCUUUUCUUGUUUUUAAUACUGGGAUUGUACAACUGUGCUAAAAAAUAAAAAAUAAGGAACAGCAGUAGUGUGGGAAGGUGGAGUUAUGAAGGUAUGAAGAUUGCAGGACCACGGAUGAGUGAAUUGACACAAUUGUGGACAUAAAGAGGUGUGCAAUAUGGAGGGUGCUAAAUGCAGCAUGUAUCUCAGGGGUCCCCAAACUAAGGCCCGGGGGCCGGAUGCGGCCCUCCGAGGUCAUUUACCUGGCCCCCGCCCUCAGUUUUAUAAUAUAAUAUAUUGUAUAUACAUAUAAUAUUGAUAAUAAUAUUAUAAUGUAAUACAAUAUAACACUAAUAAUAAUAUUAAUUAUAUAUUCUAUAUUACAUAUACUAUUACUAAUAAUAUUACAUUAUAGUGGUAUAGUUCAACAUAGUAAUAUAUAAUGCUAAUAUUGUGCUAUGCUAAUAAUAUAUAUUGUAUGUACAUAUAAUUUGUAAGCCACUCUGAGUCCCCUUUGGGGUGAGAAGGGUGUGAUACAAAUGUAGUAAAUAAAUGCAGUAAAUAAAUAAUAAAUAAAUUUUAGACUUAGGCUCGCCCAAAGUCUGAAAUGACUUGAAGGCACACAACAACAACAACAACAACAACAACAACAACAACAACAACAACAACAACAACCCUGAUUAACUUGACUAUCAUUGGCCAGAAGCAGGACCACAUUUCCCAUUGAAAUCCUGAUAAAUGUAUGUUGGUUAAAAUUGUUUUUAUUUUUAAAUAUUAUAUUGUUCUUUCAUUGUUCUUGUUGUUGUUGUUGUUUUUGCACUACAAAUAAGACAUAUGCAGUGUGCAUAUUUGUAUUUUUUUUUUCAAAUGAUAAUCCGGCCCCUCAACAGUCUGAAGUAUUGUGGACCGGCCCUCGGCUUAAAAAGUUUGAGAACCCCUGAUGUAUCUGUUAUCAAUAAUAACACAAUGGAAUACUGGAUUCAUGUGAUACAAGCCUAUUUUGCAGCCUAGAAGAAGAUUCCUUUAAUAUCCAUAGUCAUAAAUCACACAUGAACAGCAAAUGAGGCAGUAAACUUUUUUUCUGAUCCCCGGGGAUUUUGGUGGAAGACUGCAAUGACUCGACGGUUUCUCUGCCUAAUAAAGAUUUUGCUCAAUCUGCCACUUUUCUGUGUGUAGGAAACUCCUCACUGGAAAGCUUUUCCCCAAUCCAGCAACUUGAAGUAGUGCAUGAUAGGUUCACCGAAAACAGAGACUAUGAAAUCCAAGCAAAUGAGAAAGAGAGCUGCCAGAAGUAACAGUACUUUCUACACCUUAUAUGUGACAUUUGAUCACCAUUAAUCUGAAUACAUGUUGCAAUGUGUGUAUCCAUUUUCUUGAUAUAAUAAUAACGAUAGUAAUAAUAGUAGUAGUAAUAAUAAUAAUAAUAAUAAUAAUAAUAAUAAUAAUAAUAAUAAUAAAGAAGCUUUGGAAAUCGUGAAAGAACAAAUUACAGCAACAGCCAGAAAAAUUGAAAGAUAUGAAGCCAGAAUCAUCCAGUACAGACAAAAUCAACUGUUUCAAUCAGACCAAAGACGGUUCUACCAGAGUCUGAACCAAACAACAGACACAGUAACCAUAAAGCCAGAGAAAACUGCAACAACAAAGUUCUGGAAAGAACUUUGGGAAAAUAAUAAAAACUACAACAAAAACGCUGGGUGGAUAAAGGAGUUUGAAGGAAAAUUCUCACAGAACAAAAUGGAACUGAUGGAAAUAACAACUGAAAUGAUCAGCAAACGAGUGCAAAAAGUCAAGAACUGGACAUCGCCUGGUAGUGAUCAACUUCAUGGAUUUUGGCUCAAACAUCUGAUUAGUUUACAAGGAAAAAUGGCCCAACAAUUCAAUGAGAUGCUGCAGAAAGGAAGUAUCAGUGAAUGGCUAACAACUGGAAGAACAUACCUGAUACAAAAGGAUCCAGCAAAAGGAGCAGCACCAGGAAACUACAGGCCAAUAACAUGUCUGCCCACUAUGUUUAAACUACUGACUGGCAUCAUAGCUGACAGAAUUCAAGACUAUCUUGAAGAAAAAAACAUCUUGCCAGAUGAACAGAAAGGCAACAAACGGAAAAGCAGGGGCACAAAAGACCAGUUAUUGAUUGACAAAAUGAUUCUGGAGAAUGGUAAGAGCUGAAAAGCUAAUCUUCACAUGACGUGGAUUGACUACAAAAAGGCCUUUGACUCACUCCCACACAGCUGGAUCAUCAAGUGCCUGGACGCCAUCGGGAUUUGUAAAACCGUUGGCACCUUCAUUGAAAACAUGAUGGAGCACUGGAAAACUGAACUGUUUGUUGGAAAUGAAAGCUAUGGACUUGUCAACAUCAGGAGAGGAAUUUUCCAGGGAGAUUCAUUGUCCCCUCUGCUUUUCAUUAUCGCCAUGAUCCCUCUGUCAACAAUCUUACAAAAAACAAAUCUCGGCUAUCAAACAUCUAAGAAUUCUCACAAAAUUUCACAUUUGAUGUACAUGGAUGACCUGAAGCUAUAUGGGAAAACGGAAACUGAAAUCCAGUCUCUGACCAACACUGUCCGAAUUUUUAGCACUGAUAUCAACAUGGAGUUUGGUUUGGACAAAUGUUCGACAGUGGCAUUGAAAAAGGGAAAAAUCAUUGAAAGUGAGGGCAUAAAUAUGCCCAAUGGCCAAACAAUAAAGUGUCACCAGCCAGAGGCCUAUAAAUAUCUGGGCAUACUACAGCUGGACAUCAACCAUGAACAUGUGAAAACUGUGGUCAGCAAAGAAUACACACAAAGGGUCAGAAAAAUUCUCAAAAGCAAGCUCAAUGGAGGCAACACCAUCAAGGCCAUAAACACCUGGGCCAUACCUGUCAUAAGAUAUACUGCUGGCAUUAUAAAUUGGAUACAGGUGGAACUGGACAAUUUGGACAGAAAAACAAGAAAACUCAUGACCAUUCAUCAUUCCCUGCACCUUCGCAGUAAUGUUGACCGGCUAUAUCUGCCUAGAAGAUCAGGGGGCAGAGGACUCUUACAAGUCAAACAAGCAGUCAAAGAAGAAGAACAUGCCCUGGCAGAAUAUGUAAAGCAAAGUGAAGAACCUGCUUUGAUUGAAGUCAAAAAUCAGAAACUCCUCAAAACACAGCAGACAAAAAAACCAGUACAAGAAAACCGCACUACAAACUAGAGCUGACAGCUGGCACAACAAAACACUGCAUGGAAAGUUCCUUGACAAAAUUGAAGGAAAAGCUGAUAAGGAGAAGACCUGGCUCUGGCUCACGAAUGGGACCCUGAAGAAGGAGACAGAAGGCCUGAUCCUUGCAGCCCAGGAGCAAGCCAUCAGAACAAAUGCAAUUAAGGCCAAGAUUGAAAAAUCAGCUGAUGAUCCAAAAUGCAGACUGUGCAAGGAAGCUGACGAAACCAUUGAUCAUAUCCUCAGCUGCUGUAAGAAAAUCGCACAGACAGACUACAAACAGAGGCACAACUAUGUGGCCCAAAUGA